CGGUACUCGUGCAUACCUACCAAUGAACUGGAGUUACGACGCGAUGCUGGAAUAAAUACACCGAAUGCGGUGACAUCUCGUGCAAUAUCCAGGAGGAAAACUGUGUCAACAAACUUUUCAGCUCUCGCCAAAGUAUAUCUCACAGCAUCCCGCAAAAGUCGUAGGCUCAUCAGAAUAUUCAAUACAACCCAACCCGUUUGACUUGAUAGUGAGGGAAAAGUAAAGUAUUUUUUAUUCAAUAUAAAAUGAUAACAAAAAUGGAUCCCAUCUUGAGGCCCCUUCUACUGUCUCCGAAACUAGUUCAACGCUGCUGGGACCGUCGCUAACAUGAUGUUUACCUGGAACUGGACUGCACUUCUGUGCGCCCUACUCUCUAUCCUUUCGGUCUGUGUAGCAGAUAUACCUCAGACAAACUACGAUGUGAUCAUUAUUGGCGGUGGUCCUUCUGGCCUUAGCGCAGCGAGUGCCUUGUCUCGUGUCCUGCGGAAAUCGGUCCUCUUCGACUCUGGCGAGUACCGCAACAACCCUACUAGACACAUGCACGAUGUGAUUGGAAACGACCAUGUCGUGCCCGCCGAGUUUCGGCAAACCGCCCGUGAGCAAAUCUCCUUUUACAACGCGACAACAUUCAUAGAUCAAAAGGUGACCAAACUCGAAAAGAUCAGGGAUAGUGUUUUCCAAGCAACUGUCGGGGAACAGCAAUAUACAGCUCGCAAGGUCAUCCUAGGCAGUGGAAUGAAAGACAAUUUGCCGAAUGUCCCAGGUCUCCAGGAAGGCUUCGGGAAAGGUAUCUUCUGGUGUCCGUGGUGCGACGGGUUCGAGCACCGCAACCAGUCUAUGGGAGUCCUGGGAAAUUUCUCCGAGGCAUACGGUGCUGUUAGAGAACUGCACCCGACCUUGUACAAGGGUAUCAGAAUCUACGCGAACGGAACCAACACCACAGAGCAGAUCGCAAUCCUGGAUAAGAACCACCCUAACUGGAGAAAGGUGUUCCAGGCAUAUAAUGUGACAGCCAAUAACAAGCCCAUUCUUAACAUCACCCGUAUUCAGGAUGGAGGCGUUGUGUAUGAUCCCGCGACCCGUCAGGAGUUCGACAAGUUCCAAAUCUACUUCGCCGAUAACACCUCCGAGGUGCGCGGCGCGUUCAUCACGAACUAUGAUACGUCGCAGAGGUCAGAUCUGCCCGCUCAGCUCGGUGUGGAAAUGCUGGGGUCCAAGAUGAACACGCUGCGCAAGGGCCUGCGAACUAGCGUUCCGGGCGUUUGGGGUGUUGGAGACGCCAACAGCGAUAACAGCACUAAUGUUCCCCAUGCCAUGUCUAGUGGGAAGUCGGCGGCUGUCUACUGCCAUGUUGAAUUGGCUCAAGAGGAGCUCGACCGCGACGCCGGGCUGGAGAAAAGAGAAACCGAGUUUGACGAGGACUCCUUCCAUGAGACAACCGAAAGACAGAUGGGUAGCGAGAUCCAGGACCUGUACAAGAGACUCAGCCGACGUUAGACUUUAAACCACCCAUGUCUCGGGUUCCUUGCGUGGUAUCCUCACGCAUAAAACUAAGGGGUACAUUGGUGAGAGUAUGUUAGAUAACUAUCUACUACAGAGAUCCACAGAGCAUAUAAUACAUAAUCCUAAUUGAUUAA
Aspergillus pseudotamarii is the source of this 1637-nucleotide messenger RNA. RefSeq names its product NAD(P)/FAD-dependent oxidoreductase. NCBI's taxonomy places the organism in Eukaryota, Fungi, Ascomycota, Eurotiomycetes, Eurotiales, Aspergillaceae. The record is from RefSeq and is a predicted model, not a curated record. The transcript is spliced from 3 exons. Gene Ontology annotation, molecular function: oxidoreductase activity. The coding region runs from base 328 to 1497 and encodes 389 amino acids.